CGCACACAAUUACAAGUUACAACACUAACUUCAAAAAACAGAGCACUCUGUUUUCAACAAAAUGAAUUCCUUCCCAAACUCUUCCUCUUCAUUUGAAUUCAAUUAUCUUCCCUUCAACGAGAACGAUCCCGAAGAGAUGCUUCUCUACGGCAUGAUCAACGACGCGAACACCACUCUCAACAACCACACCAGAGUUAUUAAGGAAGAAGAGGUAAGUUCCAUAAGUUCCGAAGAGAACGAACCGAGGAAGGAGAAGUCAUACCGAGGCGUUCGAAGAAGACCGUGGGGGAAAUUCGCAGCAGAAAUAAGGGAUUCUACGAGAAACGGAAUGAGGGUUUGGUUAGGAACUUUUGACAGUGCUGAAGCAGCUGCUUUAGCUUAUGAUCAAGCUGCGUUUGCCAUGAGAGGCGCUUCUGCUAUACUCAAUUUUCCGGUUGAGAUUGUGAGAGAAUCGCUUAAUGAUAUGAAUUGCGAUGAAUGUUCGGAAGAUGGUUGUUCACCUGUUGUUGCUCUUAAGAGGAAACACUCUUUGAGAAGGAAAAUCGGUUUCGUCAAGAACAAAGAACAAGAUUUUAGAAAAAAAAACAACAAUGAUAGUAACAAUAUUAACCGUUUCGAUAAUGCUCUCGUGUUUGAAGAUCUUGGUUCUGAUUAUUUAGAACAAUUGUUGAUGUCUUCCGAUGAAUUUCCUUCUCCUCAGUGAUUCAUCAUUUCAACUUCAACAGAGUAAAAUCUAAAAUAAGAUAUCUUCUGCACGUAACUGCAGAGAUUAAUUCUCUUCAAAAAAAAGUUAACACUACUGCGUAUUUAAGACUGAGUCUAAUUCCAGAAAAAAAACUUUUGAUUGCGAGGGAAAAGAUAACUUAUCAUCUGAUCCAAAUACUCUUUGAUUUUAGUCCGUUUAAUUUUAUUUCUAUCUAUUUUUUUUUUGUUUUUUUAGUAUUUUUAUUUAAUUAAUAUUUUACUUUUUUUUUAGAGGGUGAUGAAAGCCUUUGUUGUGUUUGAAUGAUCAAAAUUUGAAGAUCAUUUGAUUUUUUUUUUUUUAGUUUGUGUUAUGAUUAUGUUUCUUUUUGGGAGUCUAUAGGAGAAUUUUCUUCUAAAUAUUUGUUUUUUCUUUUGAAUGUAAAGUUUAAUAGAUAAGGAUUAAGGAAUGAAGUGGUGAAGUUUGUGGGGUAUA
Messenger RNA from Lathyrus oleraceus (garden pea), 1177 nucleotides. Its product is annotated as ethylene-response factor C3. Bases 62 to 703 code for a protein of 213 amino acids. NCBI's taxonomy places the organism in Eukaryota, Viridiplantae, Streptophyta, Magnoliopsida, Fabales, Fabaceae. Gene Ontology annotation, molecular function: DNA-binding transcription factor activity; DNA binding. Gene Ontology annotation, biological process: ethylene-activated signaling pathway; regulation of DNA-templated transcription. The record is from RefSeq and is a predicted model, not a curated record. The transcript has a single exon.